Molecule: messenger RNA, 1650 nt
Organism: Carassius carassius (crucian carp)
Lineage: Eukaryota; Metazoa; Chordata; Actinopteri; Cypriniformes; Cyprinidae
Product: olfactory receptor 52K1-like
Exons: 1
Coding region: 562-1512 (316 amino acids)
Biological process (GO): G protein-coupled receptor signaling pathway
Cellular component (GO): membrane
Molecular function (GO): olfactory receptor activity; G protein-coupled receptor activity
Source: RefSeq, a predicted model, not a curated record
ACAAAUAGUUGUGUGUAUGAUUGGUCCAAUUGCUGGAGUAACAAAUUCAAGUUUCGAGACAACACUGAUGGCUGGACUGUUACUGUCAAAGAAACUGUACUGUUCAUAAGGUAAUUAUGAAUUAAUGAGACAGCAGAAACUUCAAACAACACUUCAAUUUGUGGGAGGUGCCUUUAGUCUAUAUUAGUCUUGAUAAACAGUUACUGUGUAUAGCACUUUUAGAUGGACAAACAGAGAGAAAGGCAUUUCUUGUUUGUGGAUUAAUAUGAUUAGUUAUUGUGAAUCUUCUCCAUCAAACUCGAAAUAAUGCAAUUUUCAUAGAUCAUGCUCAUUAUAUCAGAAUAGUUUCCAUGGAGGCAAUAUAUGUGAAUGUUAGAUUAUCAACAUAAUCUGUGAAGAAUUUUAUAACAACAGCAAUUGUUUCAGAUGUUGAAAUGUAAACUUUUACAUGUUUUAUUUUGUGCUGACAGUGAAAUGCUUGUGUACUUGUCAUUGCUUUUAAAAAUUAUUUUUAUAUUUCAAUGAAUUUGCUUUAGAGAACUCCAAAGUCAUUCUAGAGUCAUGACUCCCACAAAUGUCACUGUCUUUACUGAAUUCUACCUGCUGGGAUUUCCAGGACUGCAUCCACAGUAUUAUGGAGCCGUGGGAACCCUUUUGUUCUUUGUCUACUUGACACUAGCAGGAGGAAAUCUCUUUAUCAUUUCAUUUAUUGCUCAUGAAAGAAGCCUUCAGAAACCCACCUAUUUAAUCUUCUGUAAUCUUGCAGUGUCUGAUCUUGCUUUUGGAACUGCCACGCUGCCUAAAGCCAUUGCAAAAUACUUUUUCAAUAGCAGUGAGAUACCAUUUUAUAGCUGCUUUGUGCAGAUGUUUUUUGUUCACUGCUUAGGGUCUAUUAACUCUUUCCUAAUGCUGUUAAUGGCCAUUGAUCGGUUUGUUGCAGUGUGUAACCCACUGAGAUACUGUGUCCUUAUUACAAAUAAGACUAUUUUAUUGGCAUGUGCAGUGAUUUGGAUCAUCUGUAUAUCAUGGCUGACAUUCAUUGUAUAUCAUGCCUUCAAUGAGCCCUACUGUGAUUCUAAUGUAAUAACCCAAAAUUACUGUGACCACAAUUUGAUAAUUAAACUGUCCUGUGGUGAUGUAAGGCACAAAAUGUUUGUUUCAUUUUCAGGUGCCAUGUUUGUUCUUUUGGGCCCUUUGAUUUUUAUUAUAUUUUCAUUUAUCGCUAUUAUCACGUCUGUUUUCAAAAUCACAGAUGUUCAGGCCCGUUAUAAAACGUUCUCAACUUGCACUCCUCAACUUCUCAUCAUUUGUCUGUACUAUGUGCCCAGAUGUGUUGUUUAUGUGCAUGAUGUGACAAUAGCGAUAUCACCUGGCAUUCGUGUUAUGUUAAUCAUGUGGUACAGUCUUCUCCCACCUGUUGUCAAUCCAAUGAUUUACUGCUUCAGAACCAAAGACAUCAAAGAUGCAUUGAAGAAAAAAAUUAGGGAUAGGAAAGUGAACAUGCAGAUAUGAUGCACUAAUUUUUUUUUUAAUUGCUUUAAUACAAUAGAGUCCAUUGUUUACACUUUGCCCUGUGUAUCUAUUUAUAUAAAUUGUAAUUCUGGCUUUUCUUAAUCAUAAUGAGAAGACAUGUUUGUGAAAUAGUGAAGA